CGCGAAGAGGGGACUCGCAUAUAUAGAGAAGAUGCGCAGACGAACUAUCAACAGUGCUUUGCCGCGCAUUCGCGGUACUUUUACGUUUUCGAACGAAAUCAUAUAAACUCGGUAAAAAGUUCCGUGAAUAGAGCAACGAAUUAGUGUGUUUCGGAUUCUUUAAGCUUUUGAAGUGAGCCGCCACCAAGAUGGUAUCCCUCCGAGUAAUGCUGCUGGGAGUCAUGAUGGCGGUAACGUUGGCGGCAGGCACACCGCGCAAGCACGACAAGCGAGAAGCUCCGCUAAGCUCUUCUUAUGGGCCACCCUCCAGUGGUGGUGGUGGAGGCGGCGGCGGUGGCAGCUACAGACCUUCUUCGAACUAUGGUGCGCCUCGACCUCGACCACCGUCAAGACCAUCGAGCAGCUACGGUGCACCGUCCAAAUCGUAUGGACCACCCUCAUCAAGCUAUGGUGUUCCUAGACCACCGUCAACUAGCUACGGUGUUCCAACUGGUCCCUCCAGUUCCUAUGGAGCACCUAAAGGUUCCGGCUCGUUUGGUGGAUCAAGCUCUUUCGGUGGCUCCGGAUCAUUCGGUGGUUCUAAGCCAUCCAGCUCAUACGGUGUUCCAUCCAGCUCUUAUGGUGCUCCAUCUUCAGGUGGCUCAUUUGGCUCAGGUUCCUUUAUCUCAGGAGGUGGUUCCUAUAGUUCAGGUGGUGGUAUUUCCUCUUCCUAUGGCGUACCAUCUGGAGGCUCACACGGAGGAUCAGGUGGUGGCAUAUCCUCUUCCUACGGUGUACCAUCUGGAAGCUCACACGGAGGUUCUGGAGGUGGCAUUUCUUCCUCUUAUGGUGUACCAUCUGGAGGCUCACACGGAGGAUCACACGGAGGUUCUGGUGGUGGCAUAUCCUCUUCCUACGGUGUACCAUCUGGUGGCUCUCAUGGAGGUUCAGGAAGUAGCAUUUCUUCCUCUUAUGGUGUACCGUCCGGAGGCUCACAUGGUGGAUCAGGCGGCGGCAUUUCUUCAUCUUACGGUGUACCAUCUGGUGGCUCCCACGGAGGUUCGGGAGGUGGAAUUUCUUCCUCAUAUGGAGUACCAUCCGGAGGCUCACAUGGUGGAUCAGGCGGCGGCAUUUCUUCGUCUUACGGUGUACCAUCUGGUGGCUCCCACGGGGGUUCGGGAGGUGGAAUUUCCUCCUCAUAUGGUGUACCGUCCGGAGGCUCACAUGGUGGAUCAGGCGGCGGCAUUUCUUCGUCUUACGGUGUACCAUCUGGUGGAUCCCACGGAGGAUCAAGUGGUGGCAUUUCUUCCUCUUAUGGUGCACCAGCACCCUCAGAUUCAUACGGAGCCCCUGUUCCUUUGUCAUCCUACGGCGCUCCAUCAAGCGGUCAAGGCUUUGGUCAUGGUGGCAGUUCUGGCUUUGGUAGUUCCGGAUUUGGCAGCAGUGGUUUUGAAAGCAGCGGAUUUGGCAGUAGUGGUCCAUCAACCAGUUAUGGAGCACCAUCUAGCUCAUAUGGGGCUCCUGGCGGAGGUGGCUAUAGCUCAGGAGGUUCUUCGGGAGGUCAUAGUUCUGGUGGCUAUUCCUCUGGCGGUCAUGGCUCUGGUAGUAGUUUUGGCGGAUCUGGUGGAUAUUCUGGAAGUUCUGGUGGAUACAGUUCUGGAGGCUAUUCUGGAAGCGGAUCAGGUGGCUACUCAUCUGGUGGCGGAUCGGGUGGAUAUUCAUCAGGUGGUGGAUCAGGUGGCUACUCAUCCGGCGGUUCAGGUGGUCACGGUUCAGGUGGCUACUCCUCAGGCGGUCACAGUUCAGGUGGCUAUUCUUCAGGUGGUUCAGGUGGCUACUCCUCAGGAGGUCACAGCUCCAGUGGCUAUUCCAGCGGAGUACCAGCCACUAUCAGCCAAGGCUACGAUUCAAGCGGCGGCUAUGUGUAUUAAGCAUUCGUCAACUCUGUUCAGCUGUGGAUAGCGAUCGAUAAUAUUAGUCAACUGUCAGUCACCGAUCCACGAUGGCAUCGCGGAAGCAUGAUCAGUAUUAAGCAGUUACCAGGUUAAAAAAAUUAGGUGUGAAUUCUAAAGCUAAAACAAUUGUUUGUGAGAAUUUUUAAUAUAUUAUCCACGCCGUUUGGUAAAAGCCUCGUCUGCAUCAAGCUGAGGUACAUUUUAUAUUCACUCCAUGACAAAUUCUAUUAUUUUGUCCAUCGCCGAUUGGAAAGUAUUUUUAAGUUGUAUUUAAUGUGUAACAAAGAAAUG
This is a messenger RNA of Nymphalis io (European peacock), 2225 nucleotides long. It is a transcript of the gene Muc91C, whose product is annotated as pro-resilin. The coding region runs from base 189 to 1910 and encodes 573 amino acids. NCBI's taxonomy places the organism in Eukaryota, Metazoa, Arthropoda, Insecta, Lepidoptera, Nymphalidae. The record is from RefSeq and is a predicted model, not a curated record. The transcript is spliced from 7 exons. Gene Ontology annotation, biological process: positive regulation of transcription by RNA polymerase II. Gene Ontology annotation, molecular function: transcription coactivator activity. Gene Ontology annotation, cellular component: RNA polymerase II transcription regulator complex.